Molecule: messenger RNA, 6055 nt
Organism: Sardina pilchardus (European sardine)
Lineage: Eukaryota; Metazoa; Chordata; Actinopteri; Clupeiformes; Clupeidae
Gene: ano5a
Product: anoctamin 5a
Exons: 22
Coding region: 179-3097 (972 amino acids)
Biological process (GO): chloride transmembrane transport
Cellular component (GO): plasma membrane
Molecular function (GO): protein dimerization activity; chloride channel activity
Source: RefSeq, a predicted model, not a curated record
GUGGAAGGGAGGAUACGCGCUUCUUUGCACUCAUGUUCAUGCGCCUGUCUGCGACCAGAAUAAAUCUUACGUAGGGGCCAGAACCCGAAAGGGGUCUGGUCAACGAUAGAUCUUUACUUUGAUUUUAACGUCGGUGAAAAAGUUUUUCGGUGCGCAGAUCCAGAUCUUCGCUAAGAGGAUGAACCGAAUAGCGGGAAAGCCACGGGAUGAUACCCUGAUAGACGUUCAGUUUAGCGGUGAAGACAACAAUGCCUGCCAGUUAGAAUCCUUUGCUGAGGAGAUUCCUGACCAUGGACACAAUGGGUCUGAGUCGUCUCUGUCCUGCUCAGACCUGGCAGGGUCCAUCCACUCCUCACACUCCUCAGAAAGUGUGUGUGAUCAGUGCGAGAGGGAGAACUCGCAACACGACCAUGAGUCUUUACACCACCUCUCCAGUCUCUCUGGGAUCUGGAGGAGAAGAGCUCUCUUCCUGAAGUAUCGCUCCCGGGUGGACAAGCAGCAGCAGAGCAAAGACUCUGUGUUCUUCCGAGACGGCGCGCGGCGGAUCGACUUCGUCCUCUCCUACGUGGACGACAAAGAAAAAGACGCAGAGAAGAAGCAGGAGAGGAGAAAGGUGUAUGAGUCUAACCUCCAAGCAGCUGGACUUGAACUGGAGACAGAGGACAAAUCGGAAUCUGAGGAUGGCAAGACGUACUUCCUGAAGAUCCACGCGCCAUGGGAGGUGCUGGCCACGUAUGCAGACAUCCUGAAGAUCAAGGUGCCCUUCAAGGCCAACGACAUCCCCGAGCACAGGGACGUGCCCCUCUCCUGGCUCUGCACGCCGUUCCGGCUGCCCACCCAUGUCAUGCACCCCGAGCCCGACUACUUCACCUCGGCCUUCGACAAGACCAAGACCGACUUCUUCCUCAUCGACGACAAGGACACCUUCUUCCCCCCGUCCACGCGCAACAGAAUCGUCUACUACAUCCUCUCCCGGUGCGCGUACCAGAACAUCGACUGCCAAAACAACGACAAGAAGGGCAUCAAACGGCUACUCAACAACGGGACCUACUCGGCCGCCUACCCCCUGCAUGAUUGCAGGUACUGGACACAGUCUCGAGACGCUAACUGUGAUAACGAGAGGUACAGCCUCUACCGAUACUGGGCCCAGUUUUUCCGCUUCUACAAAGAGCAGCCACUCAACCGCAUCCGUAAAUACUAUGGUGAGAAGAUUGGCAUCUACUUUGCCUGGCUGGGCUUCUACACAGAGAUGCUGUUUUACGCCGCUGUGGUCGGAGGCAUCUGCUUCGUCUAUGGGGCCACCACUUACGACCAAAGUACCUGGAGUAAAGAGAUUUGCAGUGAAAACAUCGGUGGGGAGAUUGUCAUGUGCCCUCUGUGCGAUAAGAAGUGUGGGUACUGGAAGCUCAACUCCACGUGCAACUCCACAUGGCAAUCACACUUGUUUGACAACGUGGGAACAGUCUUCUUUGCCGUGUUCAUGGCCAUAUGGGUGACUCUGUUCCUGGAGCUGUGGAAGCGGCGGCAGGCGCGUCUGGAGUACGAGUGGGACCUGGUGGACUUCGAGGAGGAGCAGCAGCAGCUACAGCUCAGGCCCGAGUACGAGAUCAAGUGCCGCAAGCGUCGCCUCAACCGCAUCACACAGGAAAUGGAGCCUUACUUACCCCUAACCAGCCAGUGUGUGCGCAACUGUGUCUCCGGAGUCACCGUCUUAUUCUGGAUAGCGCUAAUCAUCGCCUCCAUCAUCGGGGUGAUUGCGUAUCGUCUGGCCGUGUACGCGGCUUUCGCCAGCGUGAUGAAGGACGCGCCCACCAACAAGAUCCAGCUGGUGGGCUCCAUCAUCACGCCGCAGCUGGCCACGUCGGUCACGGCCUCCUGCAUCAACUUCGUCAUCAUCAUGAUCCUCAACUUCCUCUACGAGAGAGUGGCCAUCUGGAUCACCGAUAUGGAAAUCCCUAAGACCCACGUGGAGUAUGAGAACCGCCUGACGGUCAAGAUGUUCCUCUUCCAGUUUGUCAACUACUACUCCUCCUGCUUCUACGUAGCGUUCUUCAAGGGCAAGUUUGUCGGUUACCCUGGAGACCCUGCAUACAUGUUUGACAACAAGUGGAGCGGCCUCAGGAACGAGGAGUGUGACCCUGGCGGCUGUCUGAUCGAGCUCACCACCCAGCUGGUGAUCGUGAUGACAGGCAAGCAGGUGUGGGGCAACAUCCAGGAGGCCCUGGUGCCGUGGUUAAAGAACUGGUGGGUGAGUCGAAGUGCCCGUAACCACCCUGAGAGCCUGUACAGCCGCUGGGAGCAGGACCACGACCUGCAGCACUUCAGCCAGCUGGGCCUCUUCUACGAAUACCUGGAGAUGGUGAUCCAGUUUGGCUUCAUCACCCUGUUCGUGGCCUCCUUCCCGCUGGCCCCUCUGCUGGCGCUGCUCAACAACAUCCUGGAGGUGCGCGUGGACGCCUGGAAGCUGACCACGCAGUUCCGCCGGCCCAUCGCCGCCAAGGCCCACAGCAUCGGCGCCUGGCAGGAGAUCCUCCACAUGAUCGCCGUCUUCUCCGUCGUCACCAACGCGUUCAUCGUGGCGUUCACGUCAGACAUGAUCCCACGUCUGGUCUACCUGUACGCGUAUCACCCGGGCACCGAGCCCACCAUGCAGGGCUACAUCGACAACAGCCUGUCCAUCUUCAACAUCAGCCAGAUCCCCGAGGACAACCGACCAGAGCCCGGAGAGAACCCGGGCUGGUUCAACAGCUCCGCCAUGACCACCUGCAGGUACCGUGACUACCGCUACCCCCCUGGACAUGACAAGGAGUACUCACACACCAUGCAGUUCUGGCACAUCAUCGCCGCCAAGCUAGCAUUCAUCAUCAUCAUGGAGCAUGUGGCCUUCCUGGUGAAGUUCUUUGUGGCGUGGAUGAUUCCCGACGUGCCGUCGGACGUGACGGCCCGUAUCCGGCGGGAGCGCUACCUGAUCCAGGAGUACCUGCAGAAGUACGAGCUGGAGAAGCUCAAGGUGCAGCUGAGCCUUAACGGGCAGUGCACCUGCCCCUCAGAGGCCGUCUCCGUCACCAUGCGCUCACCUGUGCAGGCGCAACUCUAGCCCUGGCUCAUGUGUUUACACACACACACACACAUAACACACACUCACACACACACAUGUGCACUCCCAAAAUACACCUGCUGUUACACAGAUACUCCUCACUCCAUCGGCCACACGCACGUAUUCACAAAUGUCUCCUAUUUGUUGUAACCUCACACACACACACACACACACACACACACUCUCUCUCUCUCUGUCUCUCUCUCACACAUACACACACACACACACACACUCACUCUCUCUCUCUGUCUCUCUGUCUCUCACACACACACACACACACACACACUACAGGAGGCCUGUGCCAUUGUGCUUGGUCCACCUGCAGUGUGGCCAGUACCUGCUGAACUGCACCACUGUCUGUCUGAAUAGCUGUGCUAUGCCACCCUCUGCCAGCUGCCAAGGGUGGGUAUGGAUCCUGCUGACGCACCUGGCAGCCUGAACUCCUCCUGCUGCAGCGUGUCUGCCUCUGAGCACCCGUCUCUGCCCUUUCGUCUGUCUGUCUGUUUGUCUGUCUGUGAAGCUAGAGGCAUCGCCUCAGGAUCACGCCCGAUCUGCGUGAUUGUAGCCACGUGCUACAGGACUACACCACCACCAGGGGGAGUCAGAGAGCUCAUCCUCCAUAUCACUUUUGGUUGACCUUGGGUGGCAAAACUGAUUGACUACACACACACACACACACACACACACACACACACACAAUACAAGUUCCUGCUGGUUCCUCUGAUGUCGUUUGUUGCCUUAUAACCUGGGGUGACCCAGUGUCACAUUGCCUUAACAUAACCACAGUGAUAUAUCAGAUCUAAUCAACACUAGUGACGUUGCUAGCAGCAGUCUGACUGAAGGUGAGGAGCGCUAAAGGACAGGGGACAGAAUCUGAAUCGAUGAGUUGCCAUUUGUUUCACCGCUCCUCACCUGCUAGGAAUUUGGAAUCUCAGUGGCAUAAAACAGAGAAAGCCUUUCCAGUUUUCACCAUAGGGAUAAUCUCACUUCAUGUCAGUGUGGGUGAAGUUUCCGCAUAUUUCUUUCAAAGCCCCUUAACCAUUAAGUGCCACUUGUCAACAAAGUAGUGAAACACUAAAACAAUCAUUCUAUUUAUUUUUCCUCUUUUUUUUAGAAAAGUAAAUAAAAAAUGUGCUUUCACAUUGUAAACAUUAGCAAUUGUAAAGACUUUAGAUCUCCUGCCUUAUACUGUACUUCUGGUGGUCUCUGUAGCAGAAUCCAGGAGUCCGUUGCAACUGCUAUGUCACCUAGAGGAAGGGACGAGGGGAAUCAGUACUCACCUCAUGUAACACUGUCUCAGAGCCAGCUAGCCUCCUGCUUGUACAUUCAGCACUUGAACCACAAUAGCUUCCAGCUAUGCAACUAGUCAACCAAAGGCGUGAUGCGUAUACCCUCCCUGGUAUCUAUCACUGUAGAUACUAGAUAGCAUGCUGAUUGUGCUUGGAAAAAGAGCUGUCAUGCAUACAGUUUGAAGGAAAAAAAAUAUGAAUAUGUUCAAAAAGUUUUACAGAGCAAAUGAAAGAUACUUUGUUGUCAUAAGCAAAAUGUUUAUUGUUGACUUGGUUCAUUCUUAUUUCAUUCUGUGUUUGUACUUAAUUUCUCUUUUUAUAUAAAAAUGUUGUUAGGGUUUUUAAAUUGACAAAUUGUAAGACUCUGUUUGUGCCAUGAUAUGGCAUUUGAUUCAGUAUUGCAUAAGUGUUAAGUUAGUUGUAUAGUCAAGUUCUUCAAAGCUAACGGUUCUCUUCAAACACGCAAUCACGAGUAUGUAUUUUCAGAUUCAUCUCUCAGAGCUGUGUAGUUAUUGUUUUACUAGAGAGGUUUGAAAGCAAGGUUGCCCUUAUCUUACAUAACACUUAGACAUAUUGCAUAUUUCAAACUAUAACUUCAGGGGUUUAGAGAAAUAAGCCAGAAGCCAUAAAAAUAAUACAUUUUUAUUUGUGCAUGGAUGGUUGUUUAGAGAUUUCAGUCUCCGAGUUUGAUUGUGACAGGUGUGUGUGUGUGUGUGUUUGUUUGUGUGAUAUUAGUCACUGAAUAGUAUGUCUGUUGCUUGUGCCUUGAUUUACCAAAUGAAUAGACUGAACGUACAGUACUGUCCAGCGUUAAUAUCUCUCUGUCUCCUUCCCACAACAAUGAUGAGGUUAGCUUUUGUUGUUUUGCACUCAGCACUUAAAGAGAGCAUGGAAGGCUCUGUGAAGAGUACCCUCGGUAGCUGUGGUCGGUCAGAGUUAGGCUGUGUGUAUGGAACAAGUCAUGUGUGACGCAUGAACACUGAUCUUUAAGUCAUAUGCGAAGGGAAGGGAAGAUGACUAGACUCUGCUUAUGAUUUUUGAAUCACUACCCUUUGCCACUUGAAUCUUGAAUUUUUACGAUGGCAUUACAGCUGUAUAUUGGAGCUACCUGGUAUGGGAUUACUGUGCGCAUUAGUGAAUUAGUGUUAUGGUAUUGAAGCUUAGAAAAUAUAAGAUGAAGGACAUAUUCUCUGCUGCAGUACUGAGUACAAUGACUUUUUUUUGAUAGUUCCUAAUAUUAGGGGAAACUUGGCCAAGCAACUGUUGAUGCUGACAUGGUGUGUUUGCUAUUUGAAUUAUAUGCUUUGACCUGUGAGAGACUAUAAAUACCUUGCAAUGCCUUAUCUUACAAUCUUUAUCAUGUUGUAUUAUUAUUCAUGGCAUUUAUUUGCAGUUAUUUAAUUAUUUUGCUUUUUUAUUUUUGAUCUGAUUUUUAAAAGGUUUAAACAUGUAUUGUAUUCACUUUAUGUAUGUAUGUUAAAGACAAGAGAUUUACAAUAAGUAACAGAGAACAACCCAUAUCCAAGUGAAGUUCUACAGUUAAGACGUUAAUGUUUGAUAUCAUCCUGGCACACAGCCUGUCCGCACAGCGGAAAUGUUCUCUCUCUGUAUUGCAUUGCUGUAUGGUAUCCAUGGAAUCAUAAAUAAAAUGUCUGCAAAUCUGUUGUGA